AUGGCAGGCGCGAGCGGCGCGGCACCGGAUCCUCGUGCUAUUUUCACCGCGCGUUAGAGCGGCAGCAGCAGCGGGAUGGGCAGGCACGAGCUCCAGCCGGGCACCGCGGGCACGAGCGGCUCCGCUCCUCCUCCUCCUCCUCUCUGCGCCAUGAAGUCUACCGCGAGCGAGCGCGCGGGUUUCCUUUCCUCGGACCCCUCGGACCCGGACAGCGGCAGCGCGAGCGACACGGACACGGAGGGCGCGGGCGGGCGCGCGCGGGGGGUCUCGGUGACCGGGCGUGGUGGCGGUGGGGUGGGCGGCGGCGGCAGCAGGGGGGGUCUCCGGCUGGUGGGGGUCAGCAAACAGCGGCAGGCGGCGAACGCGCGCGAGCGGGACCGCACUCACAGCGUGAACACGGCGUUCAGUGCGCUGCGCACGCUCAUCCCCACCGAGCCCGCGGACCGGAAGCUGUCCAAGAUCGAGACCCUGCGCCUCGCCUCCAGCUACAUCGCGCACCUCGACAACGUCCUGCUGCUCGCGGACACCGGGGGAGACGGGGCGCCGUGCACGCGCCACAGAGACACGCUCGGGAACGGAGCCGGCGGCGGGAGCGCGCUCAGACCCAUCUGUACCUUCUGCCUCGGAAACCAGAGGAGAAUGAUGCGAACCGGUGAGAAUCCAGGUGUGUGAGAAUCCUCGGGCUGCGCGAGCAGCUCCAUGUUUACAUGUAAAGACUUUCUCUUCACCUCGUACGGACAGAACUCAAAGCCUUGUUGUAUAUUUUCUUUCUAAAACUUUAAACCUGACGAUGGAAGCAGGAAGAAAAAUCCCAUGAUGAGAUGCACUUUUCACCCCUGCGUUUACAGACGUGUGUGUGUUUGCCCUUGUGUUUAUUGGUGAAUGUAACCUGAGCUGUGUGUGUAAAAGCAGCACCUGGCAGGAGGUUAUUUCAGAAGCAUGGACGAGCCUCUCCUUAAAAAACACCACCACGUGUGUGUGUGUGUGUGUAUGUCCCUUAUGUGUCACAUGACAGUAACCCAAACCCGUGUGUGCUGCAGCGGUUGCUGUCAGUAGGCUAUAAUGAUUCAGGGGUUGCCAUAUUAGAUGGUUUUACACUGUAUGUAUUCAAGCACACAAACAACCUGUCCUAAAUGUUUGUCUGUGAUCCGAAACACAGUGGAACGACAUUGUGGGUUAUACACACCAAAAAUGAUAAUGGAUAAUCACAGUUUUAACCUUGACCUUUUGACCUCUGUCCUAAGUUUGUACUAUAUAACCCUACAUGAUUAUAACUUAAGGUUAGUUUUUUAGAACUCUCACAAAUCAUCAGGAUGUUUACUUUCACACUGCACAUAUUGUUUGUUUUCGCACGUAAUCUGUAAUUUUUUUUCUUUUGUUUGCAGAAAAGUGUGAACACAGAUCACUACUAUGAGUCGUUUGCACUUUAUGUAUAGAAAUGUGUGUAUGUUGUGAUGGCCUACCUCUAACAAGCUCAGCAGGGAGAGUGUUAAAACCUCAACAUACUUGAACUUGUCCUUUGCACACAAGCAUCAGAAAGCUGCUAGUAUGAACUAA
Messenger RNA from Clarias gariepinus (North African catfish), 1557 nucleotides. Its product is annotated as transcription factor 15. Lineage: Eukaryota; Metazoa; Chordata; Actinopteri; Siluriformes; Clariidae. The transcript is spliced from 2 exons. Bases 76 to 672 code for a protein of 198 amino acids. The record is from RefSeq and is a predicted model, not a curated record. Gene Ontology annotation, biological process: regulation of transcription by RNA polymerase II; developmental process. Gene Ontology annotation, molecular function: RNA polymerase II transcription regulatory region sequence-specific DNA binding; DNA-binding transcription factor activity, RNA polymerase II-specific; protein dimerization activity.